Pieris macdunnoughi is the source of this 1215-nucleotide messenger RNA. The record is from the annotation of a GenBank genome assembly. Lineage: Eukaryota; Metazoa; Arthropoda; Insecta; Lepidoptera; Pieridae.
AUGACAAUGGAUUUUAAAGAAUUCGAUAAAGAUGAUGAUUCAGACAGCGAUAGUAUGAAUUAUUCCAGUGAUGAAUUAUCAACAGAAGAGGAACACGAAGAUGAUGUAUCUGCAAAUGAUGAGGCAAAGAACGACGGAGAGGAUUCAAAUAGUUCCGAAGAUGAAGAUGAGGUAGUAAGAGCUAUUAAAGCUGAAAAAAAUAAACCAAGGGAUCAUCCACCAACUAUAAACACAGAGGACUUCAUUGUAGAUAUUUGUUUCCAUCCUUGUAGAAAUUUAAUUGCAUUGGCUAAUAUAGUUGGAGAUAUUUUGUUAUAUGAAUACAAUAACGAUGAAACAAAACUAGUUAACUGUUUAGAAUUACAUAUGGAAGCCUGUAGAGAUGUAGAGUUUGAUAAUGAAGGCAGUGUUAUGUAUUCUACAGCUAAGGAUAAAGUUAUUAUGGCAACUGAUGUUGAAACUGGAAAAUUAAAACAAUGUUAUGAGAAAGCUCAUGAUGAUCCAGUGUAUAAGCUGUUUAGUCUGGAUAUCAAUAAAUUUGUUACAGGCGAUGAUGCUGGCAUAGUGAAACUUUGGGAUUUACGUCAAAAAGAUCCUAUAUUCACCUUGAAAAUUGGAGAGGAUUAUAUAUCUGAUAUAAUAACUAAUGAAGCACAAAAGUAUUUAGUAUGUGCUGGUGGAGAUGGAACAUUAACAUCAAUAGAUCUUAAAGCAAGCAAAAUUUACACUGCUUCUGAGCAAUAUGAGGCAGAAUUAACAUGUCUAGGUUUAUUUCGCUCUGAGACAAAAUUACUCGUAGGAACAUCAGUUGGCAAAUUCUAUUUAUUUAACUGGAAACAAUUUGGUUAUCAUAGUGAUGAAUAUGUUGGACAGAAACAUUCAAUUCAAUGCAUGAUUCCAAUUACCCAAAACAUUGUUGUAUCAUCAGGAGAAGAUGGUAUAAUACGAGCUGCACAUAUGUUUCCACAAAGGCAACUAGGAAUUGUUGGUCAACACACACUUCCAGUAGAGUGCUUGGAUAUAAGCCAUGAUGGCCAAUAUAUUGCAUCAAGUUCACACAAUGAUGAUAUUAAAUUUUGGAAUAUAUCUUACUUUGAAUCAAUUGAUUCUCUGAUAAAUGUUAAUGAAAAGCAAAAUAAAAGGAAGGAUAUGAGUAAUAAUUUGCCCUCAAGUACUGUUAAGAAUGCUUCUGAUUUUUUUUCAGGAUUGUUAUGA